This is a messenger RNA of Silurus meridionalis, 3445 nucleotides long. RefSeq names its product zinc finger protein 541 (gene znf541). The transcript is spliced from 15 exons. Gene Ontology annotation, cellular component: histone deacetylase complex; transcription regulator complex. The coding region runs from base 264 to 3098 and encodes 944 amino acids. Gene Ontology annotation, molecular function: transcription corepressor activity. Gene Ontology annotation, biological process: regulation of transcription by RNA polymerase II; negative regulation of DNA-templated transcription. The record is from RefSeq and is a predicted model, not a curated record. Lineage: Eukaryota; Metazoa; Chordata; Actinopteri; Siluriformes; Siluridae.
UGCAAACUUUGUGGAGAAAACACAUAUGGCUGAAGAAGUCAGAUGUCCAUGUAGAUUUGUCAACCACAAGUGCAGUUUCAUAUGUGCUGAGUUUGUAAUAACAUGCCUCCUUCAAAUCUUUCUGUUACAUACUAUUUAGUACGCUAGUAUGCUAGUGCUCAAUUCACUGCCACACCUCUCCACUCUCAGCACAGCCCGGGAUCUUGAUUGGUUUUGAAGUAUGGCUGCUAAAAAAUAAAGCGAGCUCGAGUCGGUAUGCUGUUAUGGAGGUCAUGGAGUCUUCAGAUAUAAAUCUGCCUCUGCUUUCUGAAAGUGAAAACCUUCCCGAUGGUGUGAUUGUGAUCAGUCCCUUGACUCCAUCACUUGCCUCCCUUCCAGCCCAACAACAGCAGCUGUGGGUGGACACUGAGUGUGAAGUGAGCACUAACACUGGUAAACCUUUCUUAGUGAAAGCUUUUGACACAAGCGAAUUCUUUUCUACAGAGGGAAUGCAGAGGGGCAAAGUUGCACACAAGUGUUCAAAGUGCAGUAAGGUUUUUGAGACCAGGUACACUCUCCACAGGCACUUGCUUACCCACCAACCGGAGAGAUCCCACGCCUGUAAUGUCUGCCAGAAAAAAUGUAAACGUCACGAUCUGCUCAUUGGCCACAUGCUGACUCACAAAAAGAAGAAGGAUUAUCGUUGCUCUCAUGUUGGCUGCCAGAAGAUGUAUUGUGGCUAUAAAUCACUCCAACGACAUUGCGCCACACAACAUGGUGCAUCCCUCCUCCCUUCAUUCACCCGUAGCAGCAGUAUAAACACCCAAACAUGCCCACCUCUGUUGGAGCCUCCUACGCUUCCUGCAGUGAAAGAUGGUGCAUCAACCUCAAAUGACUUCCAUUCUUACUUAUUUCCAACCAAACCUCGUUCUGCCUUUCAGUUUGAGGGUUACACUGGCUGUGGAACCAGUUACACCAAUUACACACUGUCAGGAAAUCCCACCUUCAGCUGCAACCCACAAGACUCCAACUUAUCGAAACUAAAACUUUCUGAGAUCCCUCAGUCUUGGAGCCUAACAGCUGAUGGUGCUUCCUGCAGUUUUGACAGUGCAGUUGGAUUGUCAGAAUCUCAUAGUACGGAGAAGUCGAACCAGUGGGCAUCAACCGCAAUUCUUGGGGGUAGUGUGGUGGGCCCUGAAGAACCAGAAACUGUCCAUACUUGGGAAUGUAACUCCCAACAAGGAGUUCUAACAAAUUUCCAGGCACAGAAGGAGGCACCGACCAGGCAACCCAACAAGGGUAUUAGAAUGAGAAUGUGUUGUCAGCCAUCUUCUGCUUUCACCAGAAACAGUCAGGCAGAUUUGUUGAAGCUCAACAUGCGUCCACAUGAACCUCAGAAUAAUCAGCAGGUGCCUCUCAUGAGGGGAGUUGCAUCAUGCUCAAAAUUAAAUAUUGUUGGUUCAUCAGCACAUCAGAUAGAACCCAUCAUUCCUUCUCUGUCACCUGCAACCAAGAUAAAGAAGAAGAGACUACAGAAGAUCUUGAAGCCUGCUAAUAUUCCCACUCCUCCUCUACCUUCUCCUAAACCCACAACUCAAAGACGGCCCAGAGCCUGCACCGCUGACCUUGUUUCCCCCAGCCAGGUAGCAAUGGCAUCCUUUAGUAAAAAGACUGCCCCUGCUGACACACUCAAGGGAGGAAGUGCUACUGCAAAGGCAAGAAAAGGAAAAGAGUCUGGUGAAAGGAUCUAUCUAAAAUACCCACCUAGGAAGCAUGAACAGUUCUCACCUUCAUGUCCUCAAGUUCCAACAACCUCCUGCAAAAUAGAUCAGCUUUUAAUGGACCCAAUAUCCACACCAAAGUUUGGGGGAGUGGGCAUGGCUGGUUUUUGCUACCAGGCAGACCGAGAAGUCCAACAAUCCCCCCUAGUCAUCCCAGUUUCUGUUCCUGUCUCAAGCAAAGAAGCUACGUUAAGCAAAACCUCUGAUCCUACAAUCGAGAAGCAGCACAAUGUCAAGAAGUCUCGUCAUCCUGGUCAUCUUCAGAACUUGAUCACACCCGUCCAAGUAGCAGGAGGUUACCCGAGUCAGCUACGUUCACCCAUCUACCUCGCCGACCACCUGCUGAACUUUGAUCCACCUCCCUACACGCCUCCUCCAAUGCUAAGCCCUCUACGCACAGGAACGGGGCUCUAUUUUAACACUCUACCCCAGUGCCAGCCCAGUUUUCCCCCACCUAACAUCUAUUCCUCUUUCCUGGAUGGUAAAGAUGGGAUCUCUUUAAUAUUGGACAAUACAGUCACCAACAUAGAACCCAAGAUCAACGUGGGUUCCCGUUUCCAGGCUGAGAUCCCUCCGUUGCGCAAUCCAUUGCUUAUUCUGUAUGAUGAGCACCCUGCGGAUCUCACCUGGGCUCCAUGGGGAGACCUGCCCAGUAAUCCCAAGACACAGCAGAAAGUUACAGAAUUCUUAGCCAUGUGCUGUUCAAGUGUGCUACCAGGAGGAGGUACAAACACCGAGCUUGCACUUCACUGUCUACAUGAAGUCCAAGGAGACAUUUUAGCUGCACUGGAUUUGCUCUUAGUUAGAGGAGAUUAUCGGACUUCAUGCCACCCACUAAGUGACUAUCACUACACAGGAUCCGACCACUGGACUGCUCAGGAGAUGAGACUUUUCCAGAAAACUCUGCUCAAGCAAACCAAAGAUUUUCAGUUAAUUCAUCAAAUGUUGCAGACCAAAUCGGUGGCUCAGUGUGUGGAGUAUUAUUACGCCAUGAAGAAGGUGAAGAAGUUCAAGCAGCAUUGGCGAGCAAUAAAAAAGGCUGGUGAUGCUGGAAAGAAUCCUGAGUCCCGUAGAGUCACAGUCGAGCAGUAUGGUGAUAAAACUGGAGGCAAGAAAUCUUUAAACACACCAAAGGGAAAGCUCAUUGGAUAUUCUACCAAAAACUGGGAAUAUACCUGUGAGGAGUGUGGCAGGUCAGGAAAUAUACAUUAUGAUAGACAUUUCCCGUUCUAUUAUAUAUUUUCUUUUGGUUUCAUGAAGUCAAUUAUAUACACAUUACCUCCGUAUGUGCAUGUUUCAGGGGUUUUCAUAAAACAAGGAGUCUCAGCGCUCACAUGAAAGCCCAUCAGCAGCAGGAGAGUAAGUGGUUUUAAUAGUAGGGACUAAUAUGGACUGGAAGCAAGGUUAACAAUCAGACAAGGUAGAGGUCAGUUGGAGUUAGACCAGAGAUUAAAAGAGCUGUCACCAUACAAUCCAUCAGAAAAUACUUUUAAAAUGCCAUGUUAUUAACAUAAUAUGAAAGGAUCUGUUUUUGUUCAAAUAUCCAAGUCAUAGAACUAAAGGGAAAAAUUAACUGUUGUUCAAUACCAGUUCUUUAUACUUUUUGUUACAGCAUUAAAAACAAAAUCUUAGCUUGAAUUUUUCACUGUUUUGAGUAAAAAAUAAAGUGCCUGCUGAAAUAUCAA